AUGGGAGAGGUCGCGGAUCCUGCAUUGCAGGUCAUUGUUCUAGGUUCUGGAGGAGGACCGCAAGAAUCCAACAUCACAGCAUUUCUGGUACGAUCCGUCGCCGAGAAAUGGUCUAAAGGAUCCAUCAUCGCCGUUGACGCUGGCGUCCAUCUCUCUGCCAUCACCCGUCUGCUACAAGAAUCUUACCCCUCAACACCACCUACCAACUUACCUUUCACAUUAAGUACUGGAGCAUUUGCUGGACUGGAAUUACCAUACGCAUCCGCGGCCGCUAAUGCGGCUCAUGUCACGAGAUCCUUGGUCGACACAUAUCUCAUUACCCAUCCUCAUCUCGACCACAUCUCUGGGUUUGUUGUUAAUACGGCUGGUCUGCCGGGGACUCGCCCCAAGAAGCUUGCUGGAUUACCCAGUACUAUCCAAGCGUUCAAGAACCACAUCUUCAAUAACGUUAUCUGGCCUAAUUUAAGUGACGAGAAUAAUGGUGCCGGCCUGCUCACCUACUUGAGGCUUGUUGAGGGUGGCAGCCCAGCUCUCGGAGAUGGUGAAGGAAAGGGGUAUAUGGAAGUGUGCGACGGUCUGUUAGUUAAGACCUGGAGUGUCAGUCACGGCCACUGUAUUGAGAGACAUCCUCAUAGGGGCUCCGCCUCUAGUGUGUCGACGCGUUUUGGCAGUCAUGAUGCUUCGUCGCAAACACCCAGAAGAGAUAUUCACUACCACACGGCAAUGCAACCUACGCCCAAGGCUACUGGUUUGCUCAGCCAGGCUGCAUUUUCGGCGGUGUCAUCGACGCAGUUUGCUGCCAGCAAUGAGCAGGAAAAAAUCUGCGUCUAUGACUCGAGCGCUUAUUUUAUAAGAGAUCAGUCACAUCGCCGCGAGGUGCUCAUUUUUGGAGAUGUUGAACCUGAUAGUAUCUCCCUCAGUCCGCGGAACCUGUACGUUUGGCAAGAAGCUGCUCCCAGAAUUGUCUCUGGCAUACUGGCCGCAAUCUUUAUUGAAUGUUCAUACGACGAUUCUCAAAGCAAUGACCGACUAUUUGGACACUUGAAGCCGGGCUUUCUAAUGGAAGAAUUACGGGUGCUAGCGAAUGAGGUUGAAGUUGCGCAGAAGCUUGGGACCUUUGAUUCCAAAAAAAGGAAACGUUCAAGCAUGGAUGAAAUCAUGAACCAGCGGCGGAAUCCUUUCGGCAAACCGGGCUUUAUGUAUGAUGACUCUGUAUCACCGAAGUCGAUCAAGCCAACGGUACCGAAACAGGAGGCAACACCGGACCAUGCUGAUACACCGCAUCUGGCGACACCUACCGAUGAACUGUCCCUGCAUGAUUUUGGGCCAAUGGAUCCUAUUCUCGAGAAAAAGCCGCUUGAGGGCCUCAAGGUGAUCAUCAUUCACGUCAAGGAGCGACUGGAAGACGGACCACAGGUGGGAGAUACCAUAUUGCAGCAAUUACAGGACUAUGAGAAGGAAAUGAAUCUUGGGUGUGAAUUCAUAAUGUCCAAAUCGGGAAUGAGUCUGUACUUUUAG
This is a messenger RNA of Metarhizium brunneum ARSEF 3297, 1518 nucleotides long. RefSeq names its product 3',5'-cyclic-nucleotide phosphodiesterase (gene cgs2). Gene Ontology annotation, biological process: negative regulation of glucose mediated signaling pathway; cAMP catabolic process. Lineage: Eukaryota; Fungi; Ascomycota; Sordariomycetes; Hypocreales; Clavicipitaceae. The record is from RefSeq and is a predicted model, not a curated record. Gene Ontology annotation, molecular function: 3',5'-cyclic-GMP phosphodiesterase activity; 3',5'-cyclic-AMP phosphodiesterase activity.